GGGGACUUCUCAUCAGCGCAUCCUGCCACUAGGGCUGCCAGUCUUCGGAGCCCUCCUCGCAAACCAUCUUCUCCCGCCAGAUCACUAUUCAUCAUAUCAUUCCCUCUCAUAUUUCUUUUAUCCUCUAAUAUGUCCUUCCUUCUUCCUCCUUCCCCUUCCCCCAACCCCCUCCCAUGGUACAGCUCAUCCUCGCCCCCCUCAGAGGUAAUGCAGGCGGUCGCUACUUUCCCUACCAGGGCUAUCUCGGUCUUACCCCCGUCCGCGUCGAAGGAGGUGUGUAUUUCAAUUCUCCGCCUUCGCCUUCUCAUUCACGUCUCUCGCCAGUUGUAUGCACAAGACUCGAGGACGACGGCAAACCCAUCCUUGCAAAGUCCCUCGCCGUAGCCGUCAGAUGCUAUGAAUCCAGGCAAGGCAAAACAGGCGUUAUUCAUUCCCGCCUUCUCGUAGACUAUGCUUGCGUUGUCUGGCGCAAGCCCGACGACCGCGACUACGCCGACCUCGGUCAUUUCGAUGGCUCCUUCAAGAUCACCUUGCCAAAGCGCGUCGCCGGUUUUAGCACGGCCCAUUACCAGGAGUAUCGCACUUUCUGGAGAGUCGAAGCGAGUACGUCGUGCUUUGCCUUCCAUCACGUCUACUGCUUAACCCCUCCAACAGUCCUUGACCACGUUCCCAUUAGUGGUGUUGGCUCCCGUCUGCUACGCUACUUUGAUCUUCCUCUUGUUCGCUACGACGUUCCUCCCCCACUUCCCCCGCUUUCGCCGGGGUCUCCUUCCCCGAUGUCCCAUUGCUCAACGCCCCACAUUUUAUGCCUUCCAAAUGCAAAGUCUCCAACGCCUGUAUUGCACUAUAAUCUCUCCACCCCGGAACUUCCCAUAGGCCCCGCCGAUCUCGUCUUCACCUCGCUAUAUCUUCGACCACUUGAAUCCUCACUCACAAUACGCUCAGCAUCAGUAUUUAUUGAACGGCGUAUAGACCUGCAUUCAGUACACUCUAAUCCUAACGCUUCUACCUCAUCAUAUGCUAUUACCCCAGAUGCUACCGAUGACUCGGGCUCAGGGCAUUCUCCAAAGGAUGGCUACUUCCACUCUGCAAUGGGAUCAUCAUCAAAUAGUCCUGCAAUAACACUGUCGAGCAGUGUCCCGGAAUCUUCUUCAUCAUCUUCGCGUAGACCUCGCACUCCAUACCUGUCUCCACCUGCACAACGAACAUUCACUCUGGAAGUUCCCUCCACUGCAUCACCGUCAUCAAGUUCUUAUACUGUAUCAUCUAUCACACCGUUGAUCCCUUCUUCUCCGUCUCCGUCAACUCCUUCAACCCAAUCAUUUUCAUGUCCACCGCCACCGACUCCCACGACAGAUGCUCCUUCUAAAACCCUCACUACUACCAUCACCUAUGCGGAUUCUGGCGUCGGCGGUUUCGCUUAUGAUGCAUCAACCGGUAUUUGGAGCAAGAGUGUCAGUAUGCAGUGGCCGAAAUCGAAGAGUAGGCAUGUGUGGGCUAUGGGCGAGAGCGUGAAGAGUGAGUUGGCAGAAGUUAGCUUUUGGGUCAAAGUCAAGGUUAUCGUCACCUCUCCUAAUUUUGGCACAACCACUCUCGACCUCGAACCACGCGAAAUCACCGUCGUCUCCACCAAUGACUCCGAUCGCCGACUCGCCCUAGCCAAGUUCGCAGAACAGAAAGAAACCGUGCUCGCUAUGCGAGAGAAGUCUAGAGACCGCGAGCGCGAGAAUAACUCCAAGACACCGUCCACGGUCAGUACCGGUGAGAAACGAAGUCAAGAGUCGUACGUCUUAGUCGAAGACAAUACCAACUCCAGUUCCACUGAAUCGCAACCAGGCAAGAGUCCUCGCAAGAGCCAUCAUGACCGUCCUCGUCUUGACGCUCAUUCCACACCGAAUCCAACUUCUUCAUCAUCCGCUUCAUCUCCGUCAUCUCGAAAAUCAACACGACGGCCACAUACAUCUGCGGGUCCGAGGGAUAAAUCGAAUUUACCCUAUACGUCUCCUCCCGAUUCUGCUACUAGUCAUAGUCAUCGGUCGGGUGGGCAGACGAGGAGUGGGGGAGGGGGAAGGCCUGGGACGGGGAUUAGUGUGAAUGAAGUACAAGUUCCUAGGUCGAGUGUUUCUUCGAAUCGGGGCGUGGGUGGGGGUGGUGUGGUGGAUGUGAAUGGUGGUGGUGCUGUUGGGGUGGGGGUGGGAGGGAAUAAGGAAGAUGCGAUCAAAGCUUGGGAAGAGGAGUUGGCGAGGAUCGAGAAUGCGAGUAGGCGGAGUACGGCGGAUAUGUUGGCGUUCUUUGGGAUGGGGAAACGAAGGCGGAAGGAGAAGGAGAAAGUCAAGGAGAGAGAGAAGGUGCCGAGAGGGAUCUUUGCUGGUGUUUGAUCACUCUUGGUGAGUAGUUCAGAUUUGUUGAGAGGUUUUUUUUUUCGGUUGAGUUGUUAAUGGGUGUUUUAUUUGAAACUAUGCAGGGCUGCUCAUCCAUUCGACUCGCAUGCAUAUCCUCUUCACCAUCCGAAUUCCACAUUCCAUGUUUGUGUUCCUCCAUUGUCGUAUCAUCUAUCUGUUUUGUCGUCUGUCUGUCUGUUUGUCCCGGUUCUGAUAUCCCUAAUGCUUUCCCUCUCAUCACGAUCCAUCAUACUCGUUAUAUCAUCGUCUCUCUCUCUCUCUUUUUCUCGCUUUUUUCAUCGUUGUAUCUAUGCAACUGUGCAAUUCUCUGUCUGGCUGCAAUAACUCGAAUAGCAAUGACAAGAUUCAAACGUAACACGCAAUCCAAAGUAUUUUACAACUGUACAUGUACCAUGUUAUUAUUCGCAUACAGUUCCAACACGUGCGUAAUGGAAGGCAUUCAUUCC
This is a messenger RNA of Somion occarium, 2848 nucleotides long. The record is from the annotation of a GenBank genome assembly. Lineage: Eukaryota; Fungi; Basidiomycota; Agaricomycetes; Polyporales; Cerrenaceae.